GCCCACUAGGAAGUGAACAGGCAGUACAACAAGAGCAUAGCCUACAUUAACGUUGUAAAACCCACCUGCAGUUGUUCUUUAGUAGUGUGAAAGUCUGAAAAAGAGCUAGGUACCUGUUUUUACCACUACUGUUUUUUGUGUUUACGUCCAGAGCAAGGUUUUGAAAAUGUCAAAGAAAAUCAAGGCAGGCCCAGUGGUUGAAAUGCAAGGAGAUGAAAUGACAAGAAUUAUUUGGGAGCUGAUUAAAGAAAAGCUAAUCUUUCCCUACGUUGACAUGGAGUUACAUAGCUAUGACCUGGGAAUUGAGCAUCGUGAUGCGACCGACGAUCAGGUGACCGUGGAUGCAGCUGAGGCUGUUCGGAAAUACAAUGUGGGCAUCAAAUGUGCUACCAUCACUCCAGAUGAGAAGCGUGUGGAGGAAUUCAAGCUGAAACAAAUGUGGCGAUCACCCAACGGCACUAUCCGCAACAUCCUGGGCGGUACAGUGUUCCGUGAGGCCAUCAUCUGUGAAAACAUCCCACGGCUAGUUCCUGGCUGGAUCAAGCCAAUCAUCAUUGGUAGACAUGCUCAUGGUGAUCAGUACAAAGCAACAGACUUUGUGGUUUCUGGACCUGGAAAGGUUGAGAUGAAAUACACACCACUGAAUGGACCCCCAGUGACUUUUGUUGUGCAUAAUUUUGAAGGCACUGGUGGAGUUGCAAUGGGAAUGUACAACACAGACAAGUCCAUUCAUGAUUUUGCCCAUAGUUCCUUCCAAAUGGGCUUGACCAAAGGAAUGGCAGUUUACCUCAGUACCAAGAACACAAUUCUGAAGAAGUAUGAUGGCCGCUUUAAGGACAUAUUCCAGGAAAUUUAUGAGAAAGAGUACAAAUCCCAGUAUGAGGCCAAGGGUAUCUGGUAUGAGCACCGACUCAUAGAUGACAUGGUGGCACAAGCGAUGAAGUCAGAGGGUGGUUUCAUCUGGGCCUGUAAGAACUAUGACGGAGAUGUCCAGUCAGACUCAGUGGCUCAAGGUUACGGUUCUCUGGGCAUGAUGACCAGUGUCCUGAUAUGUCCCGAUGGCCGCACUGUUGAAGCCGAAGCUGCCCAUGGAACAGUAACACGACAUUAUCGUCAGCACCAGCAGGGCAAGGAGACCUCCACUAAUCCCAUUGCCUCUAUUUUUGCAUGGACACGAGGUCUGGCCCAUCGUGCAGAGCUGGACAAGAAUGCUGAGCUGCGUGUAUUCGCAGAGGCACUGGAAGCUGUUUGCAUUGAAACAAUUGAGGCUGGAUUCAUGACCAAGGACUUGGCAGCUUGUAUCAAGGGGUUACCAAAUGUCCAGCGCUCAGAUUAUCUGAACACCUUUGAGUUCCUAGAUAAACUGGCAGAGAACCUGAAGACCAAGUUGUCAAAUCAGCCUAAACUCUGAAUCUUCUCAGUACUCAGAAGAUAUACAAACAGAGAUACAUGAAUAAAUAUUAGAAACAUGUAUGCCUUUUAAUUUUGAAAUUUGGAGAUGCAUCCAGUGAUAAGUACAUUUAUAGAUUUGGUUAGACCGUCCACAUAUUAUCUGCCCAUAUGAGGCAUUGCAUUCCAGUGGAUGGACUCAAGUGCCUUUUCAUGGCUCAUGCUGAAUUAAAAUAAGACUGUUUUCUAACAGUAGUUUAAAAGACUUGAAAGAAACAGCUUUACAGUAUUGACUGCACUUGUGUAUGUACUGUAUGGUUCAUAACAGUUUUUUAUAUGAUGCACUAAUAGUGAAGUAGUUGUGUCCAAAGGUGUGCUAUAGAAUCUCUGAAAUGCUGAAAUCUUUCAUUGAAGUUGCACAACAUAUUUACUCACAUUCAGGUCAUACUGUAUUCAGUAUAGUUAGAAUAACAAAGUAACUGUGUCAACACUUCUAGCAUUGUAACAGAAAUGUCUUUCAAGUCUCCCUAUAAUGUAAUGUUAAUAAAAGAAAACAUUCCACAAAGUU
This is a messenger RNA of Sardina pilchardus (European sardine), 1957 nucleotides long. It is a transcript of the gene idh1, whose product is annotated as isocitrate dehydrogenase (NADP(+)) 1. The record is from RefSeq and is a predicted model, not a curated record. The transcript is spliced from 9 exons. The coding region runs from base 167 to 1411 and encodes 414 amino acids. Gene Ontology annotation, cellular component: cytosol; mitochondrion; peroxisome. Gene Ontology annotation, molecular function: magnesium ion binding; NAD binding; isocitrate dehydrogenase (NADP+) activity. NCBI's taxonomy places the organism in Eukaryota, Metazoa, Chordata, Actinopteri, Clupeiformes, Clupeidae. Gene Ontology annotation, biological process: isocitrate metabolic process; NADP+ metabolic process.